Molecule: messenger RNA, 2124 nt
Organism: Pedinophyceae sp. YPF-701
Lineage: Eukaryota; Viridiplantae; Chlorophyta; Pedinophyceae
Source: the annotation of a GenBank genome assembly
AUGGGCAAUCUUCUGUGCAAGGAGAACGAGCUGGAUGAAUCAGUGUUGAAGCCACAAGGGCUGUACAACAAUCCCUACAUCGACCAUCGCAGGCUGAGGAAGCUUAUCUUGCGACGCAGACUGGCGCCAUGCUUUUCCGGCCGCGACGAGGACGCUGCGGCUGGUGCAGCCUCUGGGGACGACGGCAAGCGGGCGACUCUUGACGAGUGCCCCAUCUGCAUGCUGUACUACCCCUCGCUCAACCGUACUCGGUGCUGCCAGAAAGAGAUGUGCACCGAAUGCUUCCUUCAGCUCAAGAUUCCAGCCCCCGAUUCUACAUAUGCCUGCCCUUUCUGCAAGAAGGAAUGCUUUUACGUCACUUAUCGGCCCAAGACUACGGAAGAACGCGAGGCGGAACUGCGCACAGAGCGGGCGGUCGAGGAGGCAAAGGUCAAGGCGCAGGCUGCAGAGGCCGCGCGCAACGAAGCACGCUAUCGGCGACGACGCGAGCGCGAGCAGCAUCGCCGCGCCGAGCAACAGCAGCAGGCUGCCAUAGCCUCGCCCCCCGUUGGCGCAGCCCAGGACGGCCAGGAGGCUCCCGAUCUCAACACGACAUCCUUCCCCGGAGCACCUGCCGAAUCAGCGCCGCCCUCGGGACAGUCCAGGCCAUCGCCGGAAGCCGGGCCGCGCAACUUUGCGCGCGAGUUCGCCGAGGCGCACGGGAUCCACCUCCCGCCCCCUCAGCGGCCCUCGGCGGACGACGAUGACUCAGUGGACAGCGACCCGUUCCAGGGCUACCGGCACGAGGCCGACGAGCGCAUCGCGACCCGCAUGCGCGAGCGCGAGAGCCAGCGCCGCCGGGCGCAUGAGAUGCGCUACCUGACGUGGUUCGACCAGGUCGCUUCCCAGCUGCGCGACUUCGUGCCACCGGAGUUGCUGCAGAGCCUGCGCUCAUCGCGUCACAUGUCCGCCGACCUGGAGGAGCUCAUGAUGACACAGGCCAUACUCAUGUCCCUACACGACACGGGGGACCUCCCGGCCGCGUCCGGAUCUUCUGGGGCUGCUGGGUCGGAGCUAGGUGAAAAUGAGCACCCUGCAGCGCGCGAUGACGAGACUCGGACACCACCCGCGGUCAGCGACGAGCGUGCCGUUCGUGCAGCCUCGCAGCCUGCCGGCGAGGGGGCGCAUGCCGGGCUGGAGGUGGCCAGAUUGGACGGCGGACGAGGCACACGCAGCCCCCAACAGGAGCAGUACGCUUCCGCGGCGUACGCUGCGGACUUGGACGCAGUUGCGCGCAUUCGCGACGCGGACAGCAUUAUGCAGGACGUUUUUGCGCGGAUGACUGUCAGCAUGGCGCAGCAUGCGGGGCCAGACGGCCGCGAGGACGACCUUCCCGUGCAGGACCGCAGUGAGGUGGCCGCAAGUGAGGGCUCCCACGAUCCGGGGGAGUCGCCAGCUGCGCCGUUGACCGCCUGGGGCGCGGCUGGGGCAGAGCCGCUCUCCGCCACCGACGACGUUGCGUCUGGUGUGCACGCAGUCGCGCAGACCGACACGGGCCUGUUGCGUGAAAACGGUGCAACAGACUCUGAGAGCACCAGCGCAUCCUCGCACGUCGAACGAGAACGUGGUGCAGCGGUGCCUGAUGGAGCCACAGAGGCAGGAGCUUCACAGGAGUGUUCGCCAGGAGAUUGCCGAGGACCGCGCGCGUUGGAGGAGCCGCUCGAAGCGUUACGGGCUGAGCAGCAGACGGGGCUCGCUCAAGCUGCAAGUGUUUCGAAUCCUGACCCGUGUUCGGCAGACACUCUUCUUGAUGGACAGGGUGGUGAAGAGGCCGCUCCUGCGGAUGUCAGCCGUGGCUCAAGGAACUCCGGCGCUGGUGUUUCCUCAUCUACGGGGUCUCUGCGUCCCGGGGACGAGAACGUGCAGGACGAGAACGACGUAUCGAACUGCAACUUGAGUGACAUCAUCACAACGAUGGCAGCUGACGAGAGUCGUGAGGAUCCGACUCCGGUCGGCGAGAAUGAAGGAGGGAGGACCCAUGAUCCAGUACACCAUGCCGACGACGAUGCCGCAAACGCCGCGGACGCCGAGGGACGAGAAACUGUCCCGGAUGGCAGUCAGCAGGCGGUGCUUCAUGUAGCUUGA